AUGUCUCUAUCCACGACGGUUCUGGAGUCUGCCCCCCCACGAAGCAAUUUCCCCAUCAGGCCUCUCCAUGUCCAGGACGAGGUCGAGGAGGAUCGCAGGCCAAAGCACGCACCCCUAGUGAUUUUCUGCAUCUCGUGCAUCACCUUCAUAAGCUGCUACCUGGGCGGCCUGGUGACUGUCUCUGUGCCUCAGAUCUCCAAGGACCUGCAGCUGGACCCGGGCAUGGAACUAUGGCCCGUGUCCAUGUAUGCAUUGGCUACCGGCUGCACGCUCCUCAUCUUUGGCGCCGUCUCCGAUGCAGUCGGCAGUAGGCCCGUCUUCCUGCUAGGCUGUUUCUUCCAGAGCGUCUUCUGCAUGGCCUGUGGCCUCGCUGCCAGUGGCACCCAGCUGAUCGUGUUCCGAGUCAUCUCCGGCCUGGCAACCGCCAUGUGUCUCCCAACUGCGGUGAGCAUCAUAUCUGAGAACUUCUCGGCCGGUAGGCUGCGCAACCUCGCCUUCUCAUUUAUGGGAGGCGGCCAGCCCAUCGGGUUUGGACUGGGAAUUCUCAUGGGAGGUGUCUGCGCUGACACGAUCGGCUGGCGCUGGGGCUUCCAUAGCGCCGCGAUCGCCAACACAGUCGCCUUUCUUCUGUCGUGGUGGCAGCUGCCACAGGGCAGGCAAACCGGCAUCAGGUGGAAUCACCUCUUGUUUGGCAUCGACUGGCUCGGUGCCAUUGUGGUCAGCACGGCCCUGGCCCUCCUUUCUCUGGCACUGGCAAUUAUAACUGGCGACAUCGAAAACGCCCGCAAACCCUCUACAGUCGCCUAUUUCAGCGUCUCGGGCGUUCUCUUCGUCUGCUUCGUGCUCUGGCAGGAGUACCAAGAACGGCACAAUAAACCAACACUGAUCCGUAACUCGCUCUGGAAGAACGCCUCCUUCACCUCCAUCUGCAUCAAUGUCUUCCUCAUCUGGGGUGCCUUCAAUGGAUUUGAACAGAUAAUCAACUUCUUCUUCCAGAACAUACAAGAACUGUCUGUCAUCCAGACUGCGAUCCGCUUUAUUCCCACUCCUGUCACAGGCCUCCUCAGCGCUCUUGUCACUGGAAUGGUCCUGCAUCGCGUCCGUGCCGAUGGAAUCAUAAACAUUACGACUGCCAUUUCCACCGUUUCUUCGCUUAUCAUGGCCCUCGUACACCCAUCCUGGAGCUACUGGCGCUGCGCCUUCAUUGCCAUCUGCCUCAACUCUAUUGCUGCAGACUCUCUCUUCACCGUGUCCAACAUCCUCAUUGCCGAUAUGUUCCCGCCCGAGACACAGGGCCUGGCGGGGGGCGUCUUCAACACAAUAUCGCAAAUUGGCAAGAGUUUCGGGCUGACCUUUGUCGAGUUGAUCGCCAAUGUUGUCAGCGAUAACAAGGCCAGCGACUUGGAGAGACACCAGCCAGAUGGGCUGAUGGUGGGUUACCGGGCGUCGUUCUGGUUCUUGUUCGCGGCGAAUAUUAUAAGCCUGGCAGUUGGGGCCAUUGGGCUGCGAAAGGUCGGCAAUAUCGGGAAGAAGAAGUCUCAGUAG
Aspergillus versicolor CBS 583.65 is the source of this 1545-nucleotide messenger RNA. RefSeq lists its product as uncharacterized. Gene Ontology annotation, molecular function: transmembrane transporter activity. Gene Ontology annotation, biological process: transmembrane transport. Lineage: Eukaryota; Fungi; Ascomycota; Eurotiomycetes; Eurotiales; Aspergillaceae. The record is from RefSeq and is a predicted model, not a curated record. Bases 1 to 1545 code for a protein of 514 amino acids. The transcript has 3 exons. Gene Ontology annotation, cellular component: membrane.